Molecule: messenger RNA, 729 nt
Organism: Chiloscyllium plagiosum (whitespotted bambooshark)
Lineage: Eukaryota; Metazoa; Chordata; Chondrichthyes; Orectolobiformes; Hemiscylliidae
Source: RefSeq, a predicted model, not a curated record
UGAGGGAGUCACUCGAUGCCGGGAUGUCCCGGAGCAGAGCCUCAUCCCUGUUCCUCCCCCUCUGUCUCUCUGCAGGAGGAACUCUCCAACAACUCGGAGUUGAUCCACGCCUACCGCCAACACAUGACUGAAGGAAACACCUUGAGCAACAUCGAACUGUAUUGGAACAGCUACAACAGUCGCCGUGACCUGGAGAUAGACCGCGUCGGCGCAGGAACUCUCAAGUGCCCUGUCAUGCUGGUGGUCGGAGAUCAUGCCCCUCACGAGGACGCCGUGGUACGUGACUCCCGUCUCCCGAAACGCGUACCCAGCCCACCCCCUCAACCCCGCGGGGCACGACGCCCGCCCGGAGAGAAACGGCGCAGGGGGAUCUGGGCGACCGACCGAGCCUCGGGACCAGGGAGUGGGCGCCCGCGCGAGGGGAUGGCGGGUGGGAUUCCAGCCUCAAUCGCUGGAAGGAAUGGAGCGUAUGAGCGCGACGAAGGGGUUUCCCACGCUUUCAGUCAGACCGCCAGUGGGUUGGGAGGGUGUGUGGGGGGGGGGGGUUGGGUGGUGAGGGAAUGGAGUCAGCGAGACACACAGCACGGAAACAGACCUUUCGGCACUGCUCGGCCCUCCCCACCUGCCAGGUCCGGGCCCAUGUCCCUCCGAGAUUUACCGGGGCAGCGUUGGAGGUCGAGGGAUGACCUGAUGGAGGUUUAUAAUAUCACGUAGGGGUCGUGAACGGUA